AUGAACGCUCGCCGUGGAAUCCAGGAUCUUCCACAGGAGAUCUUCCAUAUAAUCUUAAACUACCUGGGGGACAACAAGCAGAUCCUCAGGAACUGCAGUCUCGUCUGUCGAUCCUGGCUCCAGGCGAGCCGCCCGCGCUUCUUUGCCGUCGUCUCGCUCUAUGCCUGCGAGCGCCGCCUAGUAAACUUCCUCGACUUCCUCGACACGCACCCGGACAUCACCAGCCAUGUACGGUCGCUCAUGCUA
Molecule: messenger RNA, 246 nt
Organism: Trametes versicolor FP-101664 SS1
Lineage: Eukaryota; Fungi; Basidiomycota; Agaricomycetes; Polyporales; Polyporaceae
Exons: 1
Molecular function (GO): protein binding
Source: RefSeq, a predicted model, not a curated record